Portunus trituberculatus (swimming crab) is the source of this 3197-nucleotide messenger RNA. RefSeq names its product heme transporter hrg1-A-like. Bases 241 to 702 code for a protein of 153 amino acids. Gene Ontology annotation, cellular component: plasma membrane; lysosomal membrane. The record is from RefSeq and is a predicted model, not a curated record. Gene Ontology annotation, biological process: heme transport. Gene Ontology annotation, molecular function: heme binding; heme transmembrane transporter activity. The transcript has 4 exons. NCBI's taxonomy places the organism in Eukaryota, Metazoa, Arthropoda, Malacostraca, Decapoda, Portunidae.
CAGCAGAAGUGAUAACUCGUAUGGAUGUUUGGUUUCAGGAAAGGCGAGAGUGUUGAAUGUUAGAGAAAAACAGUGUGUGUGUGUGUGUGUGUGUGUGCGCGCAGAAUAUCAAGUUAUAAUAGUACCGUGGGCAGGAUUGGCCAUCUGAGCCAAACAAGUCGUCAAGCUGGUCAACAUAAGUCAUCAAAAAGCAAGCUCACUGUACGACUGUACGAGAGGACUCAAAACAAAUUCACCAUUAUGGCACGUCGUGGAGGGUGCUGCAUGUACUUCAACAUUAUUAGUGCUGUUCUAGGAGCACUUGCUGGUUUAUCAGCAUUUGUGGUUUUCUUCUUUCACUUUGAAAACCGUCAAGCAGGAAUGUGGGCAUUUGUUUCAGGUGUGUUUGCCAGCACCACGCUCUUCAUCCACAUCUUGUACAAGAGGCAUUCCCUGGAGAUGUGGUACACACCAGAAAACCUUCAGCAAAUCAGACUGCUAGGUUUCCUGGGCUUCAUUGCUGGCCUGGCUGGAAUGAUUGCAUACCUUGCUAUUGCAGCUUCAGUUCAUGAAGACAUGCCAUCCAUGGAGAACAUCAGUUCAAAUCAUUACUUCAUGGCAAUUUGGGCCUUCCUCACACUGAAAUGGGGAGCCUCUUUGUUUGGCUUCUCACAUUUAUACCGCAAGAGACUGUUGGAGGAGUACCAUCCUCUUUUGGCUUGAAUCAAUUGAAGGUAUCUUAAUAUUUUUUUUAUUUUUUGCUACAGUGUUAGUAUCAUCUCCAUUUUCAUACAUAACUCUACCACAACACAUUAUAAAAUGUAAACACACACAUACACACAUGCAAAGGAAGUGAUAAUGUGUGAUAGUCUACAAAAAGGAAAACAUUAAGAAACCAUAUUCAGACAUACAGGAUGUUGAGAAGUAAUGGAAUAGAUUUUUCCUUCAUGGAGAAGUAGAAUGAGAUCAAACAUAGAAUAUACUGUUUCUUUGUAGUCACUGUACAAGAAAUGUGAAAAAAAUUCUAAUAAUGCAGAAAAUUGUUUAUUGGAUGAAGCUAGAAGGAUGAAUUUAUGAAGAAAAGUUAAAAGAAAUAAACUUCUUAACUUUUGAGCUACAAAAAAGAAAAAUACUUGAUAACAACCUACAUAUUGUUGUGAAUAGGAAAGAGAAUUGUGAAACACAGAAAAAAAAUUAAAAACAUGAAAAAAAUGGGGCUGAAAAGUGGCAGAUGCAUGAAUUGUCAUGAUAUAAAAAAAAGUUUCUAAUUACAAAUACAUAAGUUAAGGAUAAACAUAGUGAGAAGGUAAUACUGUAUUAACACAAAAGUUUUCUCUCAUUGAAUGGCAUUCUUGAUAAAUGCACAUAUGGAGAUGAACUUCAUGAAUGAUGCUCAGAUUCUAAAUUAUACACAAUACACACACACACACACACACACACACACACACACACACACACACACACACACACACACACACACACACACAGAGGAUGAUAGUCAAAUACAGAAACAUGUACAUUUUUUUUCAGUUGAAUACCUAAUAGAUCCAAAUAGAAAUAUUCAAGUUUUCAAUCAAAUGCAAAUGCAAAACUUCAUGUGUAAGUAAACUCUCUCUCUCUCUCUCUCUCUCUCUCUCUCUCUCUCUCUCUCUCUCUCUCUCUCUCUCUCUCUCUCUCUCUCUCUCUCUCUCUCUCUCUCUCUAUAUAUAUAUAUAUAUAUAUAUAUAUAUAUAUAUAUAUAUAUAUAUUAGCAGAUUUUGUACUAAUUUCACACCAAUUAUCUCAGAAAAUUGCUCCCCUGAUAUUAAUUAAAGAAUCCUUCAAGUAAAAUGUGGAUUCUGGGUAAUGAAAAUCAAUAUUUUUAAGAAUUUCACAUUUGUGUCUCAUCAAUGUUAUCUCCACUUUCUUCUUCAGAAUAGAGAAAUGAAUAUAUUUUUUUGUCUAAUGUUAGGACAAAACAUUGAUCUGAAGUUUUUUAUCUUUUUAUUUUAUUUAUUAGUUUUUAAUGUUUGAUUAUUUAACAGUACUUUCUGUUUUGUAAAUGUAUGUAUAUCCAAUAGUUCACUGCUUAAAGUGGUCAGACAGGAUCAUUAUUCUACUAGAGGUAAGAAGUAUCAAAUGGUAAAAACAAAUUCAUUCUUAGAUCAUUUUAAACUUCACUCAUGUGAUCACAUGAGGUGAAAAGUCUCUUAUGAAUGCUCUUGAUCUGCUUGAUAGUAUGUAAGGCUUUUUUAAAAGAUAUAGGCUUCUUUCCUUUUGUUUAUGAUAACUUAUAUCAAUGUUCAUGUUCCAUUUUAGAGAAACAUGUCAAAUACGAAGUUUACAUGCAAAUACUGUUUAGGCAUACAAUUAAUUACUGAACACACACACACACACACACACACACACACACACACACACACACACACACACACACACACACACACACACACACACACACACACACACACACACUAGUGUACCGGUUAGCACACUUGGCUCACAACCAAGGGGGCCUGGGUUCAAGUCCUGGGAAGCAGCGAGGUAAAUGGACAAACCUCGUAAUGUGUAGCCUCUGCUCACCUAGUUGUAAAUAGGUACAGGAUGUAACUCGAGGGGUUGUGGCGUCACUUUCUCAGUGUGUGUGGUGUGUGAUGUAGUCUUAGUCCUACCCGAAGAACAGUCAGUAUGACCUCUGACCUCUUUCCGUUGGGGGAAAGGCUGGCUGGAUGACCAGUAGGUGACCGUGGUGAAUAACACACACACACACACACACACACACACACACACACACACACACACACACACACACACACACACACACACACACACACACACACACAUGCAUGGCUCACACUUGAGAAUGCUUGGGUUUGUGUCCUGGGAACAGUGAGGCAGAUAUGUGAGCCUUUUGAUGUGCUGCUUUGUUCACAUAGCAACAAGUUGAUAGGGGUAUUAGGUGAGUGGUUGUGAUUGUAUCGUUUUGCUGUGUGGUGUAUGAGUGGUCUAAAGCCUACCCAUAAUCACUAUGUGCUCAGAAUUCUUUCUGUAUAUGAGUGGCUGGCUGUGUCAUGAGACUAACAGACAACUGUACUUAAAUAACACACACAAAGUACAAGAAAUAUUCACAGAUUUGAGUAUUUUUUUAGCAUAUAAACUAUGAAAACUGAAUUUCUUCACCUGUACAUAUGUAUGAAUAUAUUUAUUUAUGGUUUUGAUUAAAGUUAUAUACAGAGACA